Messenger RNA from Synchiropus splendidus (mandarinfish), 3327 nucleotides. RefSeq names its product egl-9 family hypoxia-inducible factor 2 (gene egln2). Gene Ontology annotation, cellular component: cytoplasm; nucleus. Gene Ontology annotation, molecular function: peptidyl-proline 4-dioxygenase activity; ferrous iron binding; L-ascorbic acid binding. Bases 468 to 1958 code for a protein of 496 amino acids. Gene Ontology annotation, biological process: peptidyl-proline hydroxylation to 4-hydroxy-L-proline; cellular response to hypoxia. The record is from RefSeq and is a predicted model, not a curated record. Lineage: Eukaryota; Metazoa; Chordata; Actinopteri; Syngnathiformes; Callionymidae. The transcript is spliced from 6 exons.
CAGCCGCACAAACUGAGGUCUCUCGCCCAGUCGCCGCACAUUUAGGGCGCUCUGCCGUCAGCUCCCGAGUCGAGAGUGCGCCCGUCUGCAUGUGACGCUUCGAGUCGUCGGCGAGUGGGACGUGGACGCGCGGCGCACGCGGGGUCGGUGGAUCCCGGAAAUAAGACGCGUACUCUCAGUUUGUCACGUACGCUCGCCGUGGAUUUCCAUGCGCGUGAGCUGGAGGCGAGAAGCGGACUGUGGACCCGUCCUAUGCCUUAUCUCCGCCGGACCGAUGGCAUUGCUUUAGAAAUGACGCCGUCAUGACGUGCUUGAGGGACUGUCUGGUGAAAUGAGGGGAACAAAGGCGAGAGAGUCCGGAGCGAGUGAUGAAAGUUGCAGCAGAGAUCUCCUCACAAACCAGCCACUCGCCUAAAGAUGAAGCGAGGACGUGAGCUACGUGCGCAUCCAGCCGAGGACGAGAUGCCAUGGAGAGUUUGGGCCACGCUGACUCUCUGAGCCCGAGAUCUUCCCUCACAUCACCGGAGAUUCAUCACCACACAUACCAGGCAACUAUGGGACUGAACGGAUUCUGCGCACCGACUGUUCGCAGUCAAAUUCCUGCGGACUUCCUGGCUGCUCUGGCCUCAAAGACUGACCCCCCUGGGGCCAUAACCCUCACCACAGAGUCGAAAACCGGGCUCCCUCCGCCAAACACCAGGGUUGUUUCUCCGUCGGCCACGGUAGAGGGAAGCCAAGCAGGUGCGCUGGCUCAAACUCCAAAUGGCUACCCUGCCCAAAUAAGGAGUUUGGGGGACCCUCUGUACCCCCUUAGCAAGAGUUCAUGUCUACUAGGCAACGAGGACUGGGCCGUGCUCCAGAACUGUGCGCUAGCAAGAAGGAUCAACAAUGACUUGAAGGCUAGACAGCAACAGAAGCGCCGGGCUGUCGAGAACCAGGACUUUGGGUCAGUAGCCAAUAAUGGCACGGCGGACUUCGACACGAAGCGACGACGACUACUGGAUGGAAGCUCGUCCCACAAAUCAUCAGAAUCAUCCAGAGUGGCCCCAGUUCCCAUUAACUGUGGCAUCAGUUUCCAUAGCAACCAAGUUGAUCCUGAUCUGGGAAACUGUGUCGCCCCGUACUCGCCUCCCUUCAGUCCUUCCCGCCAUGUUCGCCAGCACAAAGGGCAGCAUGUGGUGACACCCAGUCAGACCUCCCCUGUGGAAGCCGAUGAGCUCCCGACCCCGACGCCUUCCGAGGAGUGGUCGGCCGAGCGCAUCGCCAUGCAGCACAUCGUCCCCUGCAUCAAGUGCUUCGGCAUGUGCAUGAAGGACAACUUUCUGGGACCGUCUUUAGGGGACAAGGUCUUGGAGGAGGUGGAGAUCCUGAACAGCAGCGGCAUGUUUCGCGGCGGGCAGCUGGUGAGCCAGAGGAACAUUCCCUCCGGGAACAUCCGUGGAGACCAGAUCGCCUGGGUGGAGGGUCGGGAGCCGGGGUGUGAAAACAUUGGUUUGCUGAUGGAGCACAUUGACAAGGUGAUCAUGCACAGCGCCGCCAACGGACAGCUGGGGGGCUGCGUCAUCAACGGGCGAACCAAGGCCAUGGUCGCUUGUUACCCAGGAAACGGCGCCGGCUAUGUCCGCCAUGUCGACAACCCCAACGGUGACGGACGCUGCAUCACAUGCAUCUACUACCUGAACAAGAACUGGGAUGUGGAGAAACAGGGAGGGCUGCUGCAGAUCUUCCCUGAAGGCAAAAAUGUUGUCGCCAACAUUGAGCCGUUGUUUGACCGGCUGCUCAUCUUCUGGUCGGAUCGCAGAAACCCACAUGAAGUUAAACCUGCCUACGCCACUCGCUACGCCAUCACGGUCUGGUACUUUGAUGCCAAAGAGCGAGCAGAAGCGAAGGAGAAAUACAGACUGGCAACUGGACAGAAAGGCGUCCAAGUGCCCGUCACUCAGAACAGCAAGGCGUAAGCUGAAGAGAAUGGAUGAUCCGGUGCCUUCGCGGGACGUUGUGUCAGACCCGGUGAUGACGCAGUGGGAGGAGCACAGCUCGGUCAAGUCAGAGUCAGCUGCACAAAAAUGAAGAAGACUCAAACUCACAAUGUCUGGACUUCACUUUUCUUGGCCUGUUCAGGGCUGCGUCGUUUGAUCGCUGAUGUCAAAGGGUUAUGAGAGGCACAACGAGUAGAUUUAACAAUUUCUUAAUGUGCGUACCUUGCAUUAUAUUUCAGGUGGUUUGACGUCUAAAACCGAAUGUGUUUUAAAUGACCUUAUCUACAUGUGAACCACCAAAACGGAGAAGUAUUAAUUGCACACUCAACUUGGUCUUUAAUUCCCGAGACAGAGACAUGUUUACACGUGCAGGUUUUGUAACCAACGCUCACCUUUAAGGUGAAAUCUAGCCGGCGAGUUUGUGAAUGAAAACAGAGCGAGAGUGGUUCAACAUUGCGGUUGUAGUUGAUUUGAAAUCCUGUGUAUUCACUAUACCAGCUUUGGGAUCCUAAAAAAGUGAUGUCAUCGAACCCCCGAUUUAUUGCACAUCUUUGUAUUUAGAAUCCAGGAUACUAGAAGUGUUUUGGCUCUGCUUAGGUGACAAUAUAAGGAGCAUGGGUGUUUCUACUUUGAGCAAGAUGAAGAGAAAAAUCAGGAUUUCACAAGAGAAUCAGUGCUGACGGAGCUCUUCUCUUCAGUUGUGUGUAUACCGUUAUAUAUAAAUACAUAUAUAAUGCUGAUUCUGCUUGACAUUUUCCUGAAGUGAAUAUACAUCGUUGGGCGCAAACAUAGAGAAGCAUAUGAUUAAAAAAAAUAACCAGAAGCGCCGCUUGUAAAGCUACAACCUUACAACAAAUAAUGUGUACAAAAUGAGGAGUUAACACUGUGUGAGCUGCGGGUUCAAGCUGCUUUUAAAGACUGUGUGUGUGUGUGUCCUUGCACAUAUGUGGUGACAACCACUGUCUUGAAGUUGCUUACAGGUGUGUGUGUGUGUGUGUGUGUGUGUGUGUGUGUGUGUGUGUGUGUGUGUGUGUGUGUGUGUGUGUGUGUGUGUGUGUGUGUGUGUGUGUGUGUGUGUGUGUGUGUGUGUGUGUGUGUGUGUGUGUGUGUGUGUGUGUGUGUGUGUGUGUGUGUGUGUGUGUGUGUGUGUGUGUGUGUGUCGGGCUGCAGAGAAGGUAUUUGCGUUUCUAAUUGCACUUUAUUGUUUUGAGUCUGGAGAGGGUGUAACAGUGAAACGAUUGCUGUGGAUACUCUGAUUAUUCAAAUGCAAUAGAUACUAAAACCAGUGUGAACAAAUCUUGAUUGUUUUGCUAAUUUGUUUUUUUGAUUUAUUUAAUUAAAACCUGUC